Messenger RNA from Teleopsis dalmanni, 1257 nucleotides. Its product is annotated as pollen-specific leucine-rich repeat extensin-like protein 4. Lineage: Eukaryota; Metazoa; Arthropoda; Insecta; Diptera; Diopsidae. Bases 1 to 1257 code for a protein of 418 amino acids. The record is from RefSeq and is a predicted model, not a curated record. The transcript has a single exon.
AUGAAAAUUUUUGCUUGCGUCUUGGUUGCUUUAAUAGCAAUAGCGGCACCCACACAAGCUUUCUUUGGUGGAAAGUUAGCAUUGUUGGGUGGUUUAAAAGGUGGAAAUAAUAAUGGUGUUAGAUAUGGUGGUUAUAGUGGAUAUAGUGGUUAUGGAAGUGGUGCAUACAGCGGUGGUUACAAUCAAGGAUAUUAUUAUGGAGGUCCACAAUAUCGUACAAUUUAUAAUGGAAAUAGUGGUUACAGUUACGGUGGUGGUUAUGGAUAUGGAAGUGGAUAUGGUGGUGAAAGAGUAGUAAAAAUUAUUAAAGUUGUUGUACCCAAUGAACAACCACGAUAUGCAUCUAGUUAUUCUUCUGGCUAUUCAUCUGGAUGGACACCUGUAGUUGCACCAGUACAAGUUUCUGCUCCUGCACCUAUUCAAAGUACCUCCUAUGUUGCAACAGCACAAGCUUUACCUGCACCAACACAAGUUCGUUCUUUCGUACAAAGUACUCCAAUACAAAUACAAGCACAACAGCCAGUUGUUCAAGUUCCAGCACCACAACCUGUUGUUGUAGAACAACCACAGCCUGUAGUACGUGUAGCCACUGCCAUAUCUGCUCCAGUUCAAGUACCAGCACCACAACCAAUAGUACAGUAUGCCCAACCAAUACAAGUACCAGCUCCACAGCCUGUUAUUGUACAGCAAGCUCAACCAGUUGUCCAAGUUCAAGCUCCUCAACCUGUUAUUGUCCAACAAUCACAGCCCGUUGUUCGUGUAGUUCAAGCAAUUCCUGCUCCUGUUCAAGUACCAGCCCCAAAACCAAUAUUAGUACAACAACCACCACAGCCCGUUGUUCAAGUUCAAGCACCUCAACCUGUUGUUGUACAACAGCCACAGCCCGUUGUUCGCAUAGCUACUGCUCCAGUUCAAGUACCAGCACCACAACCAAUAGUACAGUAUACUCCACCAGUACAAGUACCAGUACCACAACCUGUAGUUGUACAGCAAACUCAGCCGGUUGUACGCGUUUCAACUCCAGUGAUCAAUAUUCCACAACCAGCUCCACAACCAAUAUCAUACCAACCUGUACCACAACAAAAUCAGAUUGUGAAGACAGUUAAAUUAAUUUUCGAUGAAUCUUCUGAUGUCAACCAAGGUAGCUAUGGUGGUUCAUUGAGUGAGACCUAUGGUCCACCACCACUACCCGCUGUUAGUUACAAUAGCAACGUAGGAUCCAGCUGGUCAAAUGGUUGGAACAACGUUGGCUGUUAA